Molecule: messenger RNA, 765 nt
Organism: Triplophysa dalaica
Lineage: Eukaryota; Metazoa; Chordata; Actinopteri; Cypriniformes; Nemacheilidae
Gene: six7
Product: SIX homeobox 7
Exons: 3
Coding region: 1-765 (254 amino acids)
Biological process (GO): eye development; regulation of transcription by RNA polymerase II
Cellular component (GO): nucleus; transcription regulator complex
Molecular function (GO): RNA polymerase II cis-regulatory region sequence-specific DNA binding; DNA-binding transcription factor activity, RNA polymerase II-specific
Source: RefSeq, a predicted model, not a curated record
AUGUUUCCUUUACCGAUGUUCACACCUGAGCAGGUCGCUCUUGUGUGUGAGAAUCUGGAGGAGACAGGAGAUAUCGAGCGCUUGGGGCGCUUCCUAUGGUCUCUCCCCGCUGCAGUUCCCGGUUCGGCAGCUGAACUUCUUAACCGCCACGAGUCGGUGAUGCGAGCCCGAGCACUCGUCGCUUUUCACGGAGGGAAUUUUGAAGCUCUCUACCAGAUCCUGCAGAGUCACCGUUUUACGCGCGAGUCACAUGCCAAACUGCAAGACCUGUGGCUGGACGCACACUACCGCGAGGCGGAGCGCCUGAGAGGAAGGCCACUCGGCCCGGUGGAGAAGUACCGCAUCCGUAAGAAGUUUCCUCUUCCACGGACCAUCUGGGAUGGCGAGCAGAAGACGCAUUGCUUUAAGGAGAGAACCCGCAGUCUCCUGAGGGAAUGGUACCUGCAGGAUCCCUAUCCAAACCCAUCCAGAAAACGGCAUCUGGCUCAGGCUACAGGUCUCACGCCCACUCAGGUGGGCAACUGGUUCAAAAACAGAAGGCAGCGGGACAGAGCAGCAUCUGCUAAAAACAGACUGCAGCAGGAUUGCUCCCUCCUUCCCUCAGGUAGCUCUUCAGAAUGUUCCUCCUCAGAGCACAACUCCCACCUCCAGGGUUCCUCUCCACAUCAUCCGGGCAGCCCAGACAACAGCGACUACAGCUCUGGUACAGGGCCAAGGGGAACGCCAGACAUAUCCGUGAGCAGCGACAGCGAGUUUGAGUCCUGA